Mirounga angustirostris (Northern elephant seal) is the source of this 1511-nucleotide messenger RNA. It is a transcript of the gene LCAT, whose product is annotated as lecithin-cholesterol acyltransferase. The transcript is spliced from 5 exons. Bases 78 to 1490 code for a protein of 470 amino acids. Gene Ontology annotation, molecular function: phosphatidylcholine-sterol O-acyltransferase activity. NCBI's taxonomy places the organism in Eukaryota, Metazoa, Chordata, Mammalia, Carnivora, Phocidae. Gene Ontology annotation, biological process: lipid metabolic process. The record is from RefSeq and is a predicted model, not a curated record.
UUAGGGCCCCUCCCACCACCACUCCAGAUAAGGCCAGCCCAGGACUGCUUCAGUGGGCAGUAGGCACUAGGGCUGGAAUGGGGCCGUCGGGCUCCCCAUGGCCUUGGGGGCUGCUGCUGCUCGGGCUGCUGCUCCCCCCUGCCUCCCCCUUCUGGCUUUUCAAUGUGCUCUUCCCCCCGCACACCACGCCCAAGGCUGAGCUCAGUAACCACACACGGCCCGUCAUCCUCGUGCCUGGCUGCCUGGGGAAUCAGCUGGAAGCCAAGCUGGAUAAACCAGAUGUGGUGAACUGGAUGUGCUACCGCAAGACGGAGGACUUCUUCACCAUCUGGCUGGAUCUCAAUAUAUUCCUACCCCUUGGAGUGGACUGCUGGAUUGAUAACACAAGGGUCGUCUACAACCGCAGCUCUGGGCGCGUGUCCAAUGCCCCUGGUGUACAGAUCCGUGUCCCUGGCUUUGGGAAGACCUACUCUGUUGAGUACCUGGACAACAACAAGCUGGCAGGUGUGUUUAUUGGGGAAGGGGCAGGCUGCAGCCGUGGCCGGCCCACAGGAGCUGUGGCCAGAGCCUCCAGUGCUGCUACCUUCCCCACAGGUUACAUGCACACACUGGUGCAGAACCUGGUCAACAACGGGUAUGUGCGGGACGAGACGGUGCGGGCCGCCCCCUACGACUGGCGGCUGGAGCCCAGCCAGCAGGAGGAAUACUACCGGAAGCUCGCCGGGCUGGUGGAGGAGAUGCAUGCUGCCUAUGGGAAGCCUGUCUUCCUCAUUGGUCACAGCCUCGGUUGCCUACACUUGCUCUAUUUCUUGCUACGCCAGCCCCAGGCCUGGAAGGACCGCUUCGUCGAUGGAUUCAUCUCUCUUGGGGCUCCCUGGGGGGGCUCCAUCAAGCCCAUGCUGGUCUUGGCCUCAGGUGACAACCAGGGCAUCCCGAUCAUGUCCAGCAUCAAGCUGAGAGAGGAACAGCGUAUAUCAACGACCUCCCCCUGGAUGUUUCCCUCCAGCGAGGCAUGGCCUGAGGACCAUGUGUUCAUUUCCACGCCCGGCAUCAACUACACAGGCCGUGACUUCCAGCGCUUCUUUGCAGAUGUGCACUUUGAGGAAGGCUGGUACAUGUGGCUCCAGUCACGUGACCUACUGGCAGGCCUCCCAGCACCCGGCGUGGAAGUAUACUGUCUGUAUGGCGUGGGCCUGCCCACACCCCGCACCUACAUCUUUGACCACGGCUUCCCCUACACAGACCCCGUGGGGGUGCUCUACGAGGACGGUGAUGACACUGUGGCCACACGCAGCACGGAGCUCUGUGCCCACUGGCAGAGCCGCCAGCCACAGCCUGUGCACCUGCUGCCUCUCCAUGGGACAGAGCACCUCAACAUGGUCUUCAGCAACCAGACUCUGGAGCACAUCAAUGCCAUCCUGCUGGGUACCUACCGACGUAGCACCCCUGAACCCCCAACUGCCAGCCCAGGGCCUCUGCCCCCCGAAUAAAGACCUUCUUUUGCUCUCUAA